Molecule: messenger RNA, 1475 nt
Organism: Vanessa tameamea
Lineage: Eukaryota; Metazoa; Arthropoda; Insecta; Lepidoptera; Nymphalidae
Gene: Ing3
Product: inhibitor of growth protein 3
Exons: 11
Coding region: 154-1338 (394 amino acids)
Biological process (GO): regulation of DNA-templated transcription
Cellular component (GO): NuA4 histone acetyltransferase complex
Source: RefSeq, a predicted model, not a curated record
AUCACUAUCGCCAUUAUUGAGUGUUCUCUGUUCCGUGUACACGUCAGCUUGCUUAACAUAUUUUUCAAUAUUGCUUGUUAAAUUAACUAGCUGAUAUUCAAUCGUGUAGCAUUAACUGUAAUAUUCAAUAAAAUCUUAAUUCAACUCACCAAAAUGCUGUACCUUGAAGAUUAUUUAGAAAUGAUUGAGCAUCUUCCUCAAGAAUUAAGAGACAGAUUCACAGAAAUGAGGGAAAUGGAUUUAUCAGUUCAGAAUAACAUGGACACAUUGGAAAAGCGAGUGCGCACUUUAUUUGGUGGGUGUCGACGUGGUGAGAUAAACACAGACCAAGCUAAUACAGAAUUUACUGAUAUAAAGCGAGGUUACAAUAAGACUCUUGAAGAAGCAGAUGAGAAAGUAACUUUGGCAAAUCAGAUGUACGACUUAGUAGACAGAUAUCUUCGUAGGCUAGACACAGAGCUGCACAAAUUCAAAUGUGAACUGGAAGCUGAUAAUAAGGGUGUAACAGAGCUUCUAGAAAAGCGCUCACUAGAUCUCGACACAAACACCAAUCAUACCAGCACAUCAAAUAACAACCAUUAUAAGGAUAGCAGGUAUCGUAUUCGUGCUGAGAAGCGUCGUGAUAGCUGGGCCACGCGUGACUCACGAGCUCACCAAAGCAAUGGAAGCAUUUCCAGAUCAGAAUCUGCCAUUCCGGCUGCACUGGGCAGAGAUUCAUACUCCUUGGGCCACGCUGGUAGUGCUAUCGCGGCUGCUGCAAGUCAAGCCAUAGCUGCUACACAACAGAUGCAACAAGGUCGACGCACCGCAUCGUUAAAGGCGUCAUACGAAGCAGUAGCUGGUGAACUGGCGCACCAAGCUCACCACCAUGCUCAUCAUUCUCACCACGACCACAGUCAAACCAUUCCAACAGCCCACACCCAGAGUACUAGUGCUCACUCAACCUCAACUACGUCUUCUAAUAAGCGGCAUACCAAACAAAAGAAAAGCACCUACAGCUCUUCAAGCAAUGUUUCAUCACUGCAUUCCCAACAAUCUGUCUCAGCAGCUGCUAGCCGAUCUUCCUCUCCCACCGUCGGAGCAAUGAGUACUGUUGUAAACAAUGUAGCAAUCGAAGAACCAAUGGAGGAGGAAUGGACGUACGAUCCUAACGAGCCACGCUACUGCAUCUGCAACCAAGUGUCUUAUGGGGACAUGGUUGCUUGUGACAAUCAAGACUGUCCAUACGAGUGGUUCCAUUAUCCAUGUGUUGGAAUUACCGCACCUCCGAAGGGCAAGUGGUAUUGCCCUCAGUGCCAAACUAACAUGCGUAGGAACCGCGCACAUCGCAAGAACUGACUUCAACUACAUGCUGUUGUAAAGUUGAAACCAUUUUAACUAUAAACUUUAAAUAAUAGAUGUUAAUGAUUAAUCAUGAUCACUUGCGAUCAAUAAUAAAACUUUUAAUACUCAUUAAAUUAUUUCAUAGAAAAAUG